AUGCAUCUGGCACUCGUACAAAAAAUAAUGUAUUUAUUUUCAAAUAUUGUUAUAGUUAUUUUAGUGCAUUUAACAAUUUCUUCAUUACUUACGGAUGCAUUUCGUGAUAAUGCUGAAGAAUGUUGUGAAACAGGUCGAAUUCAAGCUGAAACUGAUAAAACAUGUACGUUAAAAACACACUUAUUAACAUCAAACAAUGAUACAAAUAUAACAAAUUAUUGUCCUUAUUUAACACAUAUAUGUUGUUUAUCAAAUUUACGUAAUUAUUAUUGUGAAGAAGGUGUAAAUACAGCUCUACGUUUAUUACCAUGUAAUGAAACAAAAUUACAUUUAAAAGAUACUUAUAAGAUAUGUUGUCGAUGUUGCGAAUUAGGUGUUCAGGCAGGUCGACAUCUUGAAGAUUGUGAUCCGGUGCCUAUACUUGAUGAAAGAUGUGGUGAACAAUUUACAAAUUGUUGCAAAAAAGCUAAAUCAUUGAAUUGUGAUCCUGGUUUUGAAAUGGGCGAUAAUGCUCGUUGUCGUGACAUCAAUGAAUGCCUAUCAAGUCCUUGUCCAAAAACGAUGACAUGUGAAAAUACACCAGGUUCUUAUCAAUGUAUUGAAGGAUGUGAAUCUGGUUAUACAUGGUCACUUAAAUAUGGAGAAUGUCGAGAUACUGAUGAAUGUGCACUUCAUACUCAUAAUUGUACUCAUGGACAGCGAUGUGAAAAUAUGCCUGGAUCAUUUCGAUGUAUACGUGAAAGAAAUUGUGGAACAGGUUAUCAAGUUGAUCCUCAAACACAAACUUGCACGGAUAUUGAUGAAUGUGAACAAGGCAUUGAUGAGUGUAGGCAAGUUAUUAAAAAUGUUUUAUUUCUAGAAAUUAAAUGUUUGACUUCAAAAAUUUUAUUUUAUAGACCUGGUUAUGUUUGUAAAAAUAUACCUGGAACGUACAAAUGUCAACCACAAAAUUGUACAAAAGGUGAAAAAUUCAAUGCUUUUUUUGGUCGCUGUGAAAAAGUUCAAUGUCAACCAGGUUAUAAUGCAACUUCUUUUGGAAAAUGUGCUGAUAUUAAUGAAUGUGCACAAAUACCAAGUCCAUGUCAACCAACUGAAAGAUGUGAUAAUACACCGGGUUCAUAUAGAUGUGUUCAAACAUUUCGUUGUGCAAGUGGACUUGAAAUGAAAGAUCUUAAAUGUUUAGAUAUUGAUGAAUGUGUUAUUGGCAAUCAUACUUGUCCUGCACCGGCAACUUGUAAGAAUACAUAUGGAUCAUUUUAUUGUGAAUGUCCACUUGGAUUUGUAUUUAAAUAUGGUGUUUGUGUUGAUGAUGAUGAAUGUGCACGAGGUAAUGUAGUUUGUCCAUCGAAUGCAUAUUGUCGUAAUACACCUGGAUCAUAUGCUUGUGAAUGUAUUGCUGGAUAUAAAAUGAUAGCUGAACGUGCAUUUUGUGAAGAUGUUGAUGAAUGUGAAACAUCAUCGGAUACAUGUGAACAUAAAUGUGUUAAUGUUCAAGGAUCAUAUUAUUGUUUAUGUAAAGAAGGUUAUCGAUUAAAUGGUGAUAGACGAACAUGUCGAGAUCUUGAUGAAUGUUCAAUGAUUCCAAAUUUAUGUCAAUAUCAUUGUGUUAAUACACCAGGUUCAUAUAAAUGUAUAUGUCCAUCAGGUUUUACACUUGAACGAAGUCGUCAAUGUCAAGAUAUUGAUGAAUGUACUAUUGGUACUCAUAAUUGUCGUUCUGAUGAAUAUUGUGUUAAUCUUCUUGGUGGAGUUCGUUGUUAUUCUGUUAAAUGUCCUGAAGGUUAUGAUAAAAUGGGAACUAAUCGAUGUCAAUUAUCUGCACGUUGGUGUCAACAACAUCAAUCUGAUAAAGAUUUACGUUGUACAAUUCGAAAACCAGUUAAAUAUGUUUAUUCAUUCAUUUCACUUCCUGCAAAAAUGCGUACACCAAUGGAAAUUUUUCGUAUACGUAAUAGUCAAUUACAAACAAAUCAAUAUGCUGAAUUUGAUUUACGUUUAAUGGAUGCAUUUGAUCCAUAUACAAAAUUAGCUACAACAACACUUGAUCAUUUUCAAUUAAAAAAUUAUCCACCACAUAAUGCUAAUUUAAUUGUUGUUAGAGAAUUAAGUGCAUUUCAAGAAAUUGAAUUAAAUAUUGAAAUGAAAAUUUAUACAAAUAAUAUUUUAAGUUCAAUAUCAAUUAUGAAAAUAUUAAUUUAUGUUAGUCAAUAUGACUUUUAUCCUUAG
Molecule: messenger RNA, 2226 nt
Organism: Rotaria sp. Silwood1
Lineage: Eukaryota; Metazoa; Rotifera; Eurotatoria; Philodinida; Philodinidae
Source: the annotation of a GenBank genome assembly